AGUAGUUUUGUGAGAAAAGUAGCAGCGGAAUAAUGGCUUUAAUAGCGGAUAGUUUGCCAACUUUGUACGAAUAUACAGUGGAAAUGGCAUUACGCAGGGUUUAUCGGAUAACCAGCCCUAUUUUACGCUCAACCAGAAAAAUAUUACUCUGUACAGUGGGGCUUUCCACUAUUUCCGAGUGCCGAGGGAGUACUGGCGAGACAGGCUGAGAAAAAUGAGGGCAGCAGGCUUGAAUACCGUGGAAACUUACGUCCCGUGGAAUCUACACGAACCUCAACCAGGUGUCUUCGAUUUUGGUCACGGAGGAACUGAUAUGCACAACUUUUUACACAUAGACGAAUUUCUGAGAAUUGCCAAACAGGAGGAUCUUUUAGUGUUGGUUAGACCUGGUCCGUAUAUUUGCGCAGAAUGGGAAUUUGGAGGUUUUCCCAGUUGGCUUUUAAAAAAUGUUACUACAGUUAGGAGCUCAAAGGACAAAAAUUAUAUGUCGUACAUAACAAGGUGGUUUAACAUGUUACUACCCAUAUUGGCGCUGUUUCAGUUCCAAAAAGGGGGAUCGAUAGUCGGUUUCCAAAUCGAAAACGAGUUCGCAAGUCUCUCCAUAGACGAUCCAGCAUACCUCAAUACACUCAAAAAGUUAUUUAUUGACAACGGUAUAGUCGAGCUGCUAUACACAGCUGAUGCUCCAGAAUAUACACAUGGAAUUAUACCGGGAGUGUUGCAGACUGCUAACGUUGGAAGUAUGUCACAAAUUAUAAAUGGGAUAAAAACUAUGCACAGUCGACAGCCCAACAAACCGAAUAUGGUUAUGGAGACAUAUACAGGAUGGUUCGACCACUGGGGUGAAUACCAUCAUACUACGUCAGCGGAGAGUUAUUUACCCUAUCUAAAAGCAAUUUUGGAUUUUCCGGCAUCAAUAAAUAUGUAUAUGUUUGUAGGUGGUACUAGUUUUGGCUUCAUGAAUGGUGCCAACGAUGACACGAGAGGAAUGAACAAUUCUGGACUUAAACUAGACACCACCAGUUACGACUAUGAUUCUCCAAUCUCUGAAUACGGCAAUAUUAGCAACAAAUUUACAUUAAUAUCAAAUGAGAUAAUUGCCAGAAAUCCAGUUAAAACCAAACUACCACCACUACCAAACAUCACAGCUCCUGUAAAGUACCCGUCGAUUAUAGCCCAGGGACAAAUAUUACUGGCAGAUAUAAUUGAUGAAUCAAACGAAAAAAUUAUAUCAGAAGAUAUUUUAUCGAUGGAACAGCUACCUAUAAACAACAAUUCUGGUCAAAGUUACGGCUAUAUUGUUUAUAGACAGACUAAUCUGGAUCUACCAACAAAUUCUGUACUAAAAAUAUCUGGAUAUGUGAGAGACACCGUACUUGUUUUGUUGAAUGGAAAGUUGGUAUCACCUGCACCUGUCUCGGCAGAGAAUGUUAAGGGAUUUGGUUUUUGGCAGCUCUACAACUCUACCCUAAAUCUAAAUAAUACAGAACUUCAAAACGCUACUUUAGAUUUAGUUGUUGAGAACUUUGGAAGAUGCGGUUAUGGCGCCUUAGAUCAAUUCCAACAAUACAAAGGUCUUACUGAUGACGUUUUUGUUAACGAAAAUAAACUAACGCACUGGACGAUCAUUCCCUUAGAAUUUAAAACUAGCUGGAACAAAAAACUAAAUAGCUGGAAAGCUGUAGGUAACACUACAGAUACCCCAGCACUUUAUAAAUUUUCACUAAAUAUAAGAGAAGAGCCAAAAGAUACCUUUGUGUCUUUAAUGACCUGGGUCAAAGGGAUCACAAUCGUUAAUGGUUUUGUACUAGGUAGACACUUUUUUAUUGGUCCACAGCAAACUCUUUAUCUGCCUGCUCCAUUCCUACGAAAAGGAGUAAAUGAUAUUAUUGUUUUCGAGCACUAUCAUUCUCCUGGUUAUCUAGAUUUUGCAGAUCAUCCGAUAUUUGAACAGGUUGGUCAUGUACAGACUUUAAACAGAGGUGCUCAAUUGAAAACACUAAUAUCCUUCUUCCAAAAUCUGUAUGUUAUGGUGUCUGCAUAAAAAUAAGUUUCAUAUUAGAACUGAAAUGGCAAAUUAAAAAAUUAAGAAUGCCUAUCGAGCAAAAUUAGAAUAUGUUUUGCAGCUUUCUUAUUUAUUUGUUUUUUAUUUGUUGACUUUAUAAAAUGUUACUAAAGGAAUU
Messenger RNA from Diabrotica balteata, 2183 nucleotides. NCBI's taxonomy places the organism in Eukaryota, Metazoa, Arthropoda, Insecta, Coleoptera, Chrysomelidae. The record is from the annotation of a GenBank genome assembly.